Anthostomella pinea is the source of this 855-nucleotide messenger RNA. The record is from the annotation of a GenBank genome assembly. NCBI's taxonomy places the organism in Eukaryota, Fungi, Ascomycota, Sordariomycetes, Xylariales, Xylariaceae.
AUGGCGAAGAAACGAGCAAGAGAAGCCGAUGGCACUUCGGGGGCGGCAGGCAAGAUGGUGGAAGACAGCGAAAGCUCAGACGAUGACGAUUUCGACAUGGUGAACGUCGACUUCGAGUGGUUCAACUUCACCGAGAUCGACUUCCACGGCACGAAAUCACUGAUACGGCAGCUCUUCGACGUGGACUCGACGCUCUUCGACGUCUCAGCCCUCGCCGACCUGAUACUCUCCCAACCGACGAUCGGGUCGACGGUCAAGGUCAACGGCGAAGAGAGCGACCCCUACGCGUUCCUGACGGCGCUCAACCUGCACGAGCACCGGGAGAAGAAGCCGGUUGUCGAGCUUACCAAGUACAUCACCGAGAAGGCCAAGACGAACGAGGCGCUGGCGCAAGUACCCGAGCUGCUGUCCUCUGGCAAGCAGGUCGGACUCGUGCUUUCGGAACGACUGAUCAACAUGCCCUCCGAGAUAUCUCCCCCAAUGUACGGCAUGCUCAUCGACGAGAUCGAGGCGGCCGUCGGGGACAAGGAGCCGUACGAGUUCUCGCAUUACCUCAUUAUCUCCAAGACGUACCACGAGAUCGAGUCGACGCUGGACGUCGAAGAGAGGAAACGGAAGAAGGGCAAGCAGGAUGCGACGCUGUUCUACUUUCACCCGGAGGAUGAGGUGUUGCAGAAACACGCUGUGGCAUAUGGAAGCUAUCCGUUCACCAAGAUCGACGAGGCGAUAGCGGAUAGCAAGCGGGCGUUCCAGGAGAUGGGGGUCAUGCCCAGGGGUUCAAUGAUCUUGAUUGAAGCUAGCAAAUUCGCUGAUGCUGCCAGGGCGGUCAAAGAGUACCUCAGUGCGCCCUCGUAG